UUAUGCAUUUUGUUAAUUUAAUUGUCGACAAAUUAUUGUUAGAUGAUUAACGCAUUAAAUUGGUAGGCAAAACUGUAUCUUUACUUUAAAUAUUGUUUAUUUAUAUUUCCAUUGUAAACAUUUCAGGUUGACCACAUCCGUUUCCCAAUAUGUCUGAAGAGAAGGAACUUGUUAAGAAACGAGGUAGUUUUAAAGGACGUUUGACGCUAUUCAUCAAUUACCUGGAUGGGUUGCCAGAAUUUGAUGAACAGUUGGAUAGUUGUACGGUCAGGGAAUUGCAAUUACGGAUGGGGAAGAUCGAAAGUAUGUAUGAACUUUACAAUGAGGUACAGUUACGUUUAGAAUGUUUAGCUGACGAUAUCAAUUUUCGAUUAACCGAACGAGCUGAGUUCGAGUCUUUGUAUUACAACUCACUGUCUAGGGCACAGAACUUACUAUGUAAGUACAAUAAUGAUAAAGAAUCGGUAAGUAGUGAUAAAAUUACACGUAUUGUUCAACGUAAGCCUGUUAGGUUGCCCACCAUUCAGCUCCCAAAGUUCAACGGGACUUAUAGCAAUUGGUUGGAGUUCCGUGACACUUUUAUCAGCCUUAUUCAUUGUAAUGACGAAAUAGACCAAAUUAAUAAAUUCCAUUACUUGCGAGCGUCUUUGGAGGGAUCUGCUGCUGUUGUAAUUCAUGCCGUUGAGUUUUCAGCCGGAAAUUACGACAUAGCUUGGAAAUUGAUAUGUGAUCGUUUUGACAAUAAAAGAUUAUUGGUGCAGAAUCAUUUAUCCUCCUUAUUUAAUUUAAACACUAUAGUGAAAGAGUCAUCUUUUGUGUUAAAAGAUUUAAUUGAUCAACUUAAUAAAAAUCUACGUGCAUUGGAGUCACUAGGUGAGCCUGUGAAACACUGGGACACUUUAUUAAUAUAUAUAGUGACUUGUAAAUUACCUCAGCAAACAUUGCGUGAGUGGGAGGAUCAUAAGGGUCGCAUAGAUAAAGAUAUAAUAAUAACAUUUAGUACAUUCCUACAAUUCAUUCGCACGCGCUCUGACUUGUUGGAAACCUUAGAGUUAGCGCGAGCUCGCAAUAAUGCUUCUCCCUCUAAGCAUAGUACAGGUAGAAUACAAUCUAUGCUUGUUGCGAAUCCCAAUAAUUAUAAUUUAAAUAAUAAGUUGUGUCCGCACUGUAAGUCGGAUCACUUGUUAAGUAGUUGUUCACAAUUCCUUGCACUUAGUGUAGACGCCCGUUACAAGUUAAUGCCUAACUAUAAAGUUUGUUAUAAUUGUUUUCGUGUUGGUCAUUUCGCCAAUCGUUGUAAAAGGCCGGGUUGCAAAUUGUGUAAACGCCGUCACAAUAUAUUGUUGCAUUUAACGGAUAAUAAGCGUGUUUCAAAUUCUUGCAAUAAUAAUGAUAAUAAAAAUACAUCACGAGAUAGCUCAUUUGUUUCCAUGCCUUCGUUACCGCCCGCUGACGCUGGGACAAGCACUGAUGCGAGUGCAAAUAAUUUAACUUUGUCUGCGGAUCUCAGUUCGUCUUGUGGUGGUAACGGUGAACACCGCGGUGGUGUUUUGUUGUCUACCGCUCUCAUCAAGUUAUGUGAUCGGAACGAUCGUGAGCACAUAGUGCGCGCCCUGCUUGAUAGUGGUAGUACUUCAUCAUUUAUGACAGAACGCUUAUGUACUCGGCUCAAUUUGAAUACUAGUCAUGUUAAUGGUUCAGUCUAUGGCAUAAAUAACGUGAGUUCUCACGUAGGCAAAAUAUGUCACGUAAAGAUGACCUCUUUAUACAACUCUUAUACUGCAAAGUUGAGUUGUUUUAUUUUGCCAUCAUUAAUGAGUGUUAUGCCUUGUCGCGAAAUCGACAUUUUAGACUUGAAUAUUCCAGAUAAUAUAUUUUUAGCGGACCCCACAUUUAAUAAGCCGUCAGAAGUAGAUAUAUUAAUAGGUGCUGAUCUCUUCUGGGACUUGGUCGGGUCACAGAGAAUUAGACUAGGUGUAGGUAAGCCGGUACUGUGUGACACGUUAUUAGGCUGGAUAGUUUCCGGUCCUGUUACUUAUAAUCCAGGUAAGCGUAGGUCAAAUGAUAUUUCUUGUAAUUUUACUCAGAUGGAUUCCUCUUUUAAUGAUGAUUAUAAUAAAAUUCACAAUGAUUUGGUAAAGUUUUGGAAUCUGGAAGAGAUAAACCCUCCAUUCUCUCAUUAUUCACCUGAAGAAAGGUUAUGUGAGGAACAUUUUUUGAAAAAUACGACACGUUUAGAAGAUGGUCAUUUUUGUGUUCGUAUUCCAAUGAAGCAAAGUCCUUCCAUGUUAGGAGACUCAUUCCAAAGGGCAUCUAAAUGUUUUUAUUCUCUAGAACGUAGACUGAAAUCAAAGCUUGACUAUGGCAAUAUGUAUCGAGAUUUCAUGUCUUAAUAUAUAAAGUUAGGUUGAGUGAAAAAACUAAUAUUUAUAAAGUAUAUUAGUGUUCUGAAAUCUUUAGAUUUAUGGUGGAGCGGUCCCAGCUUUCUAAAGCAACAUAGUUCACAUUGGCCUUCUCCAUGUAAAUCAUUAGAGUUAAACGAUCUGCCUGAAACUCGACCUUCUGUUUCUUUGAGCGCUACUAUUCGUAAUGAUAGUCUGAGUUACACUCUUAUAGAUUUUAGUAGAUUUUCAAAUUAUUUAAGGCUUAUCCGCACUGUAGGUACUGUUUUAAAAUUUAUUAAAUUGUGUAGAAAAAAGCCUACAGCUAGUAAAUUUCUGUCACAAAAUGAUUUGCAGGAUGCACUAAAUGUUGUCAUUAUCCAAAGUCAAAAGGAAUCAUUUCCUGAGUAUGAAAUGCUUUCUGGUAAUCGUAAAUUGCCAAAUAAAAGCGCCCUUAUUAAAUUUAAUGUAUUUCUUGAUGAUAAUAAAAUAAUGCGUGUUGGAGGACGCUUAGUUAAUUCCUUGUUUUGUUUUGAGAAAAAGCACCCUAUUAUUUUACAGUCCACUCAUAAAUUUACAAAAUUACUUUUUGAAUUUGAACAUAUAAGGUUAAUGCAUGCAGGCCCACAAUUGAUGUUGGCUUCUAUUAGAGAUUCGUACUGGCCUAUAGGCGGACGAAAUUUAGCGAGGAGUUGUUAUCGUAAGUGUGUACGUUGCUGUCGCAUAUCAGGUAGAACAGUUAGUCCUAUAAUGGGCAAUUUACCACAGCAGCGUCUCCUUCCAGGCGGUUACCCCUUUCAGUGCACUGGUGUGGACUAUGCUGGUCCCAUCAUGGCUGCUAGUCGGCAAGGUCGCGGAUGUAAGCUGAUAAAAGUGUACAUUGCAAUUUUUGUGUGUUUCACCACUAAAGCUAUCCAUUUGGAGCUGGUGAGUGACUUAACGAGUAAUAAGUAUUUAUUAGCAUUAUUUCGAUUUAUUUCGCGACGGGGAAAGCCCGAUGAUAUUUAUUCCGAUAACGGUACCUCAUUCGUAGGGGCCUGCAAUGAACUUUCGAAGUUUCUUAAAACUAAUUGUGAUUCCUUGAGCGAACAAUUAGCUAAUGAUGGUAUCAAAUUCCAUUUUAUCCCUGCGUAUAGCCCUCAUUACGGCGGUCUUUGGGAAGCGGGUGUCAAGUCAACAAAAUUCCACCUUAGGCGAGUG
Messenger RNA from Amyelois transitella, 3581 nucleotides. RefSeq lists its product as uncharacterized. The record is from RefSeq and is a predicted model, not a curated record. The transcript has a single exon. The coding region runs from base 150 to 2393 and encodes 747 amino acids. NCBI's taxonomy places the organism in Eukaryota, Metazoa, Arthropoda, Insecta, Lepidoptera, Pyralidae. Gene Ontology annotation, molecular function: nucleic acid binding; zinc ion binding.